GCGCCGCCGAGUUGAAAGGUUAUGUAGUGUAUCACGUGUGCCGGUGCUUGUCCGGCACGCGCUGAGGACGUGGGGUUUAUUAACGUGUUUGUGGGUUUCUACUUUUGAAAAUGGCAGUAUAUCAUGACGAAGUAGAAAUUGAAGACUUUGAGUAUGAUGAGGAUACGGAAACGUAUUAUUAUCCCUGCCCGUGUGGAGAUCGGUUUGCGGUAACGAAGGAAGAUCUUGAAAAUGGCGAGGAAGUUGCCACAUGUCCAAGUUGUUCAUUAAUAAUCAGAGUUAUCUAUGAUAAGGAGGACUUUAUGUCUGGGGAAGUAAUAGAAGCACCUAAAGCAACUAAAUUGGAGCUGGUGAAGAGCUGACAUAUAAUAACAUCAGAUAUUUUAUGAGGUGGAGGCUGCUUCAUUUCAGGCCAAUGGAGGAGGCCGCCUUUCUUAUUUGCUGCUUUAAGACUAUGAAGUUCAUAUAUGCAUGGGUCAUGGUCUUGUUGGGUCACUACAGAAUUAUGUAUUUAAAUUUAACUUGUCUGAUUAUAACAAAGACUUGCAUUUUUAUUUAACAUAUAUGAUAUUUAUUCAGUGUUAAUACAGAAAAGUACAUUGGAUGUAUUGUUGGGGGUGGGGAACUAAUAAAGUAAAUUUGUAAGAUUAUCUUUUUUAAUAAAUCUCAAACUGUUUUGA
Messenger RNA from Erpetoichthys calabaricus (reedfish), 680 nucleotides. It is a transcript of the gene dph3, whose product is annotated as diphthamide biosynthesis 3. Gene Ontology annotation, molecular function: metal ion binding. The record is from RefSeq and is a predicted model, not a curated record. Lineage: Eukaryota; Metazoa; Chordata; Cladistia; Polypteriformes; Polypteridae. The transcript has 3 exons. The coding region runs from base 111 to 362 and encodes 83 amino acids. Gene Ontology annotation, biological process: protein histidyl modification to diphthamide.